Manduca sexta (tobacco hornworm) is the source of this 1643-nucleotide messenger RNA. RefSeq names its product phenoloxidase-activating factor 2. The record is from RefSeq and is a predicted model, not a curated record. Gene Ontology annotation, molecular function: serine-type endopeptidase activity. Bases 225 to 1421 code for a protein of 398 amino acids. Gene Ontology annotation, biological process: proteolysis. The transcript is spliced from 9 exons. Lineage: Eukaryota; Metazoa; Arthropoda; Insecta; Lepidoptera; Sphingidae.
UUAGUACAGAUUGUAGAGACGUACUGUGAGACACGGGUCAGAUAGUAGCUCUGUGACAUCAGCCUGGCUACUCUGACAGUCCGUCGUGAUAUGUGCGCGAAUGCACACGUAAAAACAAUAAUUAGUUUCAAAAAACUUUGUGUUAUGAUAUCGUGUUAAAUCUAUUGUAUUUUUUUUAGUGACGUCAUAUUUUAAUACCGGUCCUCAUAUCCGCUUUAAGCAAGAUGCUUCUAUUGCUGUCACUUGUGGCGGCUGCCGUCGCUCAACAAACCACUAUCGACCCAAGAGAUUUCAUAGGAAUCUUCGGGACCCCACCUCCGCUAACAAAUUCUACGCCUGGACUUGAAACGAUAACAGUGAAGCCGACGGACAAGCCGGCGACGUUCGUGAACAAGCACGGCGAAUACUGCCAGUGCGUGCCAUAUUACUUGUGUAAGGAUGGGCUCACCAUCAACGACCCUACGCUCGACGGCAACGGCUUGCUGGACAUCAGGUUCGGAGAAGAUGAAAAUAACGAUAGACUAUGCCAGGAGAGCGUGGAGCGAUGCUGCAAGGUGCUUAAAGAUCCCAGCGAGGUUGUCAAACCCAAGCCUGAUCCGAGCAAGCUGAAAGGCUGCGGCUACAGAAACCCUAAGGGCCUGGGUUUCACCAUCGUAGGAAAUGGUGGGGAGAGUCAAUUCGGUGAGUUCCCGUGGGUGGUCGCGCUGCUGGACGUGAUGAACGGGUCGUAUGCGGGCGUCGGCGUCAUCAUUCAUCCGCAAGUGGUUAUGACAGGCGCUCACAUCGCCUCCAAAUACGCUCCAGGAAAACUGAGAGUGAGAGCCGGCGAGUGGGACACGCAGACCAUUAAGGAGGAGCUCGAGCACCAGGAAAGGGAUGUUCAAGAAAUUUUAAUACACAAAGACUUCAAGCCGCUGUCGCUGAAGAACGACAUAGCUCUCUUGCGACUGCAGAGCCCGCUGGAGCUGGCAGAUCACAUCAACUCGCUGUGUCUGCCCGACCAGGACGAAUCCUUCGAUAACAGCAAGAACUGCGUCGCCAACGGAUGGGGGAAGAACGUGUUUGGUGUCCAAGGUCUGUACGCUGUGAUCCUGAAAAAGGUGGAGCAAGAUAUGGUGCCGCAUAGUCGCUGCAAUACUCAGCUGCAGAAGACGCGGCUCGGAAGCCACUUCUCACUUCACAGCAGCUUCGUCUGCGCCGGAGGAGAGGAGGGCAAAGAUACGUGCCAGGGUGAUGGUGGAGCUCCCCUGGCGUGUCCGAUCGGAAACAACAGGUACAAGCUGAGCGGGCUGGUCGCGUGGGGCAUCGGCUGCGGGCAGAAGGACGUGCCCGCAGUGUACGUAAACGUGCCCGCCUUCCGCCACUGGGUCGACGAGAACAUGAACAAGUGGGGCUACGGCAGCUCCACUUACUCCGUUUAGACAUGUCAAAUGUUCGGAUAAGAUUGUCAAAGAAAAAGGGCAUUUAAAUACAAAGAAAUUCUAGCUUUCAUUGUCUCUCUAUUUUUGUUUUUUAAUAACAGUUGAUCUCGCGAUUUUACAAUAUUGUUAUUGUACCAUUUCACGCAAUUCAAAUUUGAGAUUGAGAAGGGAACUAAUUUUAAUAAAGGCAAUCCUGAAUAAAAUAAGAUACUGUUUUCAUAA